Molecule: messenger RNA, 1050 nt
Organism: Diaporthe citri
Lineage: Eukaryota; Fungi; Ascomycota; Sordariomycetes; Diaporthales; Diaporthaceae
Exons: 3
Coding region: 1-1050 (349 amino acids)
Source: RefSeq, a predicted model, not a curated record
AUGAUGGCGCUUGUCAGAGAAUCAGAGGGUUCGACCUUACCCAUGCGGGGCAUGCCUGCAAAGUCCACAUUCGAGGUGACUCCCCUGCUGGCAGAGAGCUUCCCCGCGACAAAAGAUGUGACGGAAGAAGUGGCUCCCCUGAAAAGGGGAGACUGGCCGAUCACUCAAUUCAGCUAUUGGGAAGACUACAAGCCGAUAAUGAGGAGAUUGUACAUCGACGAAAAAAGACCACUCCGAGGAGUGAUGGAGAUAAUGGAGAACGAGUUUGAUUUCAAACCAACGGCGAAGAUGUAUAAGAACAGAUUCCGAAUCUGGGGCUGGCGGAAGAACAUCAGGCUCGAUCCUGAUAUAGACGCCGGCAGAGUGCAAGACAUUAUCAACAGCAGACGCCCGGAAGAUGGCAGUGAUAUCCAGGCCCAGAAUGUCCUCUUAGCCAACGGGCAACUUGUCGAUGUUGCCCGGCUUUACCGAUAUCUACGGCGUAAAAGACGAUGCAAGGAGAUGCCACUCACCACCAGAAUCAACCAGCCCGACGUAUUCUACAACAGCGAGGCAAUCUUCCACAGCGCCCGAUCGCAUACCUUGGGUCAGUACCAAGGGAAAAUCAAGGGUGUAACAGAUGCUCUUGACCUCUUCGCGAGGGAGGAGCACAUAACCGGCCGGUGGCUCAGGUUUACCGAUGAAAUCAAGGACCUCAUGCAGCAGCAAAAUCUAGGCGAGGCCAUCGUUCAAAUGCGCCGAGCACCAGACGAGGUUGCCACUAUGGUCCAGACUGAGCCAACUGCCCUGUUCGUCAACCUCUUUAUGUAUGUUUUGAAACUUUGCAACUGCCCUGGUAUCACCGACGCCGAGUCAAGACAAUUUAGGCUAGUUGUGAAGUCGCUUCUUCAUUACGCCGCGUCCAUCUUAUCCUCCGGCUCCACAGGCCUUCAAACUUCACACCCGCUGCAAAUAAUUAUCAAGGGACUUGCGACUGCUCCAGACAGCGAGCUGAGCGAGAUUGCGUCCAGGGCUUGGCAGCUCAGGGAGUUCAAAGGGCUGAUGCUCUAA